UACCUACCGCGCUGCGCUGCGCUGCGCGAGGCUCCUACAGUAGCUGUCAGAUGCGGUCGCGCGCUUCAGCCGCACACCGAACAAAGAGCGACAACACCGAUCAGUCCGCUCUAUAGAGUUGUACCGGACGGCUGGCGCUGCUUCUCUCCACAGCUGUUUUUGUCUCACUUGGAUAGGAGGGCAGUUUGUGUCUGCGUCCCAAGAUGAACCAAACCGCCACCGUCUCGCAUCAAGUUAAAUGCCAGUCUACAAAGGCCAUUAAGGACCUGGGUGGCGUGAGUCCUCCCCAGAGGAACUGGAAGGGGAUUGCCAUCGCUUUGCUGGUCAUCCUGGUGGUCUGCUCUCUCAUCACCAUGUCUGUCAUCCUCCUCACACCAGCUGACAACCAAGCUGGAAGUGACACUAAACUGACCGUGGAGGACUUGUUCAAGCCUGAGUUCAAGGUUCAUGACCCGGAGGCCAAGUGGAUUAACGACUCUGAAGUCAUCUACAGGAACAGUGACGGCCACGUCAUCAAGUUCAACAUCCACACGAAUGAAACUGAGAUUGUCCUGACAAACAUCACAUUUGUUAAUUUCAACGUGGCCAAGUAUUCUGUCUCCCCUGACCUGAAAUAUGUUCUCUUCGCAUAUGAUGUGAAACAGGUUUACCGGCACUCCUACAUGGCCUCCUACAGCAUCUACAAUGUUCAUACACGGGAGGUUUGGGAGCUGGACCCCCCUGAGGUGGUGAACUCAGUUCUCCAAUACGCUGCCUGGGGAGUACAAGGCCAACAACUGAUCUACGUAUUUGAAAAUAACAUCUACUACCAAUCUGAUGUCAAGAGUAACUCCCUCAGACUAACAUCCUCAGGGAAGGAAGGAGUCAUCUUCAACGGCAUUGCUGACUGGCUCUAUGAAGAGGAGAUCCUUCAUACCCAUGUGGCUCACUGGUGGUCUCCUGAUGGAGAGAGGCUGGCCUUCCUGGUUCUCAAUGACACUCUGGUGCCCAACAUGGCUUUACCUCGCUUCACUGGAAUGACAUACCCGAAAGGAAAGCAGUACCCCUACCCCAAGGCUGGCCAACCCAACCCGGCGGUGAAGCUCUAUGUAGUCAAUCUUUACGGGCCAACGCACACGCUGGAGCUCAUGCCUCCAGAGACGCUCAAGCUGCGGGAACAUUAUGUGACUAUGGUCAAGUGGAUCAGCAAGACCAAGACUUCUGUGAGGUGGCUGAACCGAGCCCAGAACAUCUCCAUCUUGACUGUGUGUGACACCACCACCGGAGCCUGCGUCACGAGACAUGAAGAAAGCUCUGAGCUCUGGCUUUCCAAGCAGAACCAAGAACCGGUGUUCUCCAAAGAUGGAAACAGAUUCUUCCUCACUGUGCCAGUCAAACAAGGAGGUCGUGGAGAGUUUCAUCACAUCGCCAUGUUCACUGCUCAGUUCAGAGCAGAUCAGAACGAAGUCCGACAUCUAACGUCAGGAAACUGGGAGGUGACCAAGAUCAUUGCCUAUGAUGAGAACACCGACAACCUGUGAUUAUUUCUCAGCACAGAGGGUUCACCGCGGAGACGGCAACUUUUCAGUGUGAAAACUGUGGGUCUGUUCCCACGAAGGUGUCUGACAUGUGAGCUAAAUAAAGCUCACUGUCUAUACUUUGACGCUGACAUCAGCCCCACAAACCAGCACAUCAUCCUCCACUGUAAAGGUCCUGGAGCUCCUACUGUGAUUCUACACAGCCUCAAUAAUUCAAAUUACUACAUUCUUGAGAACAACUCUUUGCUGAAGGCAGCCUUGAAGUUCAAACGGAUCCAGCUGACUGACUUCAGAACUGUUGCAAUGGAACAUUUUGAUUUACCUUUGAAGAUCUCCUACCCACCAGACUUCUCUGAUUCCCGUCACUAUGGACUCCUGUUGCUGGUUGAUGGCGCUCCUGGUGGUCAGACUGUGAGUGACCGUUUUGCUCUCAGUUGGGAUUCUGUCCUGGUCAGUUCUGACAGCGUCAUAGUGGCUCGUCUAGACGGCCGGGGCAGCGGCUUUCAGGGUCAGAGAAUCCUGCACGAGAUUCACCAGAGACUGGGAACUGUUGAUGUCCAGGACCAGAUUGCAGCAGUAGAAUACAUGAUAAAAUUUCCAUACAUUGAUCGGACGAGGAUAGCAGUGUUUGGAAAGGGUUAUGGAGCCUACAUAACAUUAAUGAUGCUCAAGUCUACUGACAGCCUGUUUAAAUGUGCAAGUGCAAUGUCACCAGUGACGGACUGGAAGCUCUAUGCAUCAGCGUUCUCUGAGCGAUACCUUGGCAUGCCAUUACGGGAUGACAGCAGAUAUCAGUUUUCCAGUGUGCUACAGAAUGUUCAAGCGCUUAGGGAGCAGACACUGAUGCUGGUGCACGGCACAGCAGAUGCCAACAUCCACUUUCAGCAUACUGCUGAGCUUGUCAAGAACCUUGUGAAAGUUGGAGCAAACUACUCAAUGCAGAUCUACCCAGAUGAGGGCCAUUUCCUCUCUCAGCAGAGUCGCCAGCACCUCUACGGCACACUGACCAGCUUCUACAGGGAGUGUCUGAAGGAGGAGUUGCUACCGCUGCCCGAUGACGAGGAGGAAGAGGAGGAGUAGACGAAAGGCUCAGUGGGUCAGAGCUUUGGCAGAGCUUGAAGAAUUUUGCUAAAAUCCGUCAAGGCCUUUCGCAUUUGGACCAAGUGUUUAGUCAGACAUGGACACUGGGAUAGAGCUGUUAAUGCUCUUAAGGUGUGUGAGUGUGUGCAUGUGUGAGUGUAAUUGUAUGUGUGUGUGUGUGUGUGUGUGUGUGAGAGAGAGAGAGAGAGCACUCCAGUGUGUGACUGUAUGUAUAAAUGUGUUGAAAAGUUAACUGAAGGACACAACAGUGACACUUGCAUUGCCGGGACUUGAGGCAGGAACUGCCCUCUAGCAUAAAGUCAUUUCAGUUUCGGGAUGCUCUGUUUCUCGGCAAAGCACACGGAAGACUGCUUCCAUCUCUUGCAGGCUCUCUGGGCCGCAGUCAUCCACACUUAACCAAGUGCAUGGUUCUUUUAUCCCCUCCUUUCAGCUUCACUCAUUUUUGCCAUGUCAGUCUCAUGUGUGGUAGCACUUGGGAAGAAAAGAACACAGAUGUACACUUUUGAUCUCACCUCUCCUUCGGUUGUUAUAUUGUUGCACAAGGAAAUGCUCCAGUCAUCUGCGAAAAUGUUUAGUCACGUAAGUUCACCACGACCCGAGCCAAUCCUGAAUAAGUGCAAUUUCCUGCUGAAACCCUCCGUCAUCGCCCACCCAAAAUGGAAACAGUCUUUAGAGGUCACACUUUAUUGUACAGGGGUCUUGUGUAGACAUGUACAAUGCCUUAUGAGGUUCAACAUACUGUAAUAUUACUUGCUGGCAGUGGUAGUCAUCCAUUAGCAGUGUCAUGUUAACCUAUGUCAACUCAGGUCCUCGAGACACAGCAUUGCAGUCAGUUUAGAAACCCUUAAAACACUAAGUCAGCUGUAUGGUCACAAAUAAGUUAUGAGUGCCGGAUGAAGGUAUGGAUAUCGGCCAUAUAGUAAUUAAAGUUUCAGGCCACCACACUGCAAAAGUUCUCCAUCUUAAUAUGUGAUCUGAUCUUAAAUGAAGCGAUGGAAUCUCUAAGAAGGUGUGAGAUCAUUUUCAGUGCAUCUCCACCAGAUUAAAGAGACAUUUCCCCUAUUUUUGGAUGGCCGGAAUUCAAGAAAACAGUAAACAAUAUGGGAAAUAAAUGAAGAUGACUGUACUAAGAUGGACAGUUUUACAGUGUCAGUAAGGUAUUUGCAUGUCUACAGGGAAUGUGUCAAGUGUUGCCACAUUUUGUACAGUACAAUACAGCAGAGUGUGUAUAUAAAUAUAUUUUUAAGAUGUCAGAUCUCAUAGAAAGUUUAGUCUAUGGGGAUGGAUUAAUUUGACCUGGAUGUCUUGUACUUUUUUUUUUUUUUUUUUUUAGUUUUGUUUCUGUUUUCCUUUCAGCUGUUGAUUUUCUUCUUAGGAUGGAUUUUGUAAUGCUUGUUCUUGUUCUUUUUGCUGUUUUAAAGGGAAAGGGCGGGGUUGAGGUUCCGGGGUUAUUGUGAUUGUCCUCUAGUGAUGAUUAUAAAUAAAAAAAAAUCUGAAAAACAGUGAGUUAUGCUGAUGUAUAGAGCACAUAUGGCAGCACAGAACCAAAUGGCCCACAUUUGUUCGCAGGACUGAUUGUUUGAGAACAUUUCAAUCUAAUGUUUCAUUUCUUUUUCACCUUGGGAGUCACAUUAAAGAGAGGAGGUAGUCUGUCAUGGCCUGAGGACACCUACAUUAAUGAUUUAGCAGGCGAGAUCUGCUUAUUUAGAGUCGGUGCAUCAACACUGCAUGUCUGUGUGCAUUAAUCACUGCCUGCACUUACUGGCCUGAAUGGCCAAGUAGAUUUUUAAAUCUGCAAGAGUUCAAGUACUGGAGUUAAUUUAGGUGUUUUUUCCAUCAGCAUAGAUGAGCGUCUCAUCCCAACUAUGAUGUUUUUUUCAUUUCCCUUUCACAUUUCUCAUGAAGGGUUUUUUGUUGUAAUGUCACAGUUUUGUCAAAAUUCAUGUGAGGAGGUUGUCAUAAAAUGAUUUGUUACAUUAUCAGGUACAACUUGUAGCUCAGUUAUAACAAUGCAAAGAAAUAACACAAAAUCAUGUAUAUACACAGAACUGAGAUAAACAGAAAUGGAGCAAAAUGCAACGGACCAAACUAGAACAGACUAUAAACAAUGCAUGCACUAUACAUACAGUAUUAUAAUAUGACACAGGAGUAGUACCUAGGAAGUAGACAAAAGUAUUAAUGUAUUACAAAUGUGCAUAUGAAAUAUGCAAACGACAUGUUUACAUUUGUAUGUGAAUUGUUGAGCAGGAGUCACUGGCCAAGGAAUACUUUGAGAAAUGCACUUAUUUGCAAGAACCUUUUAAUAGCCCAGUUUAACAAAGAGAUUAAAAACAAAGAGAAACAAGUGGUGUGGCUCUGUCCAAAGCAAACUGCUAGCUAACCUACCUUAAAGCAUCUAACAUGUUAUACCUGUUUAAUCCUUAGAUAAACUAAGUACACUGCCAGGCAACAAUGACUCUGUUAAGUGACUGCUCUCUGCCAAGAAGUCGUGCGACACUCAAAAUUCCCUUUGUGUUGGUAAGCAGCUAUUACUUUUGCUCACAGAAUACAGUGCUUUACAACUUCAUCUUCUAGGUUAAGUCUGUUUUGCCCGAGCACCCACGUGUUGCAAUAAUAAUGCUUGAAAAAAAAGAUUGUCUCUGUAUUAAGGCAUUGUCUUCACAAAGAAAUGUCACUAAAUGAGUACAUUUAAACAUC
Messenger RNA from Acanthochromis polyacanthus (spiny chromis), 5315 nucleotides. RefSeq names its product inactive dipeptidyl peptidase 10-like. Gene Ontology annotation, biological process: proteolysis. Lineage: Eukaryota; Metazoa; Chordata; Actinopteri; Pomacentridae. The transcript has 26 exons. The record is from RefSeq and is a predicted model, not a curated record. Gene Ontology annotation, molecular function: serine-type peptidase activity; dipeptidyl-peptidase activity.